UUGUUUUACCGUCACUGGUGGACGGGACAGAGACGACGACGUUUUUGACCUUUUGUGGGAGGAGUGCGGGGCUGAGAGAUCCGAUCCCAAUUUCGGAAUCGAGAAAGCUUGCGAUCUCACUCUGCUUCCCUGUGACCCCUCCUCCGUCCAUCUAUAGCUCUCGGGUGGGGGUUCAUAUCUUUCUGAACAUGUCCCAAGACAAGGAACCUGGUGAUGUGGAGGAGGAGAGCCAUGGGCAAGAAGAAAAGGACUUGUCUGAUGAGAAUCUGACUGCAAAUGGAUCGCUUGAGAACCAUGAUCAGCUACUCCAGAUGAUUUCUCAACUGAGAUUAGAAAAUGACUUUCUCAAAUCCCAAUUUGUAGAGCCAAGUAGAUCCAACCACAAAACCGAGCUAGUUGAAGCGGACUCAGCUCAGCUUAUACAGCUUCACCAGCAAGUCGCAUCACUGAGCAGAGAGAUUGAUGUCGAGAAACAAACUCGUGUUGCAGCUGAGCAAGCUCUAGAGCAUCUAAGGGAAGCAUACUCUGAGGCUGAUGCAAAAGCCACUAACUUGUCCCAAGUUCAACAGAAACUGGACCAGGAAAUCAAAGAGCGCGACGAGAAAUAUGCCGACCUGGAUGCCAAAUUCACCAGGCUUCACAAAAGGGCUAAACAGCGUAUUCAAGAAAUCCAAAAGGAAAAAGACGAUCUCGACGCCCGUUUCCGGGAACUGAACGAUACAGCUGAACGAGCAUCUUCUCAGCACUCAUCCAUGCAACAAGAGCUGGAACGCACUAGGCAACAGGCCAAUGAAGCACUGAAAGCAAUGGAUGCUGAGAGGCAACAACUAAGGAGUGCCAAUAACAAGCUCAGGGACACUAUCGAGGAGCUACGCAGCUCAUUGCAGCCUAAAGAAAAUACGAUAGAGACAUUGCAACAGUCACUUCUUGACAAGGACCAGAUUCUGGAGGACCUGAAAAAGCAAUUACAAGCUGUGGAAGAAAGAAAGCAAACUGCAGUUGCUGAGUUGUCAGCCAAACAUCAAAAGAACGUAGAGAGUUUGGAAGCACAGGUCAUAGAUGCUCUAUCUGAGAGGGACAAAGCAGCCGAAAACAUUUCGCUGCUUCAGGUACUUCUUGCAGAGAAGGAAUCUAAAAUUGCAGAGAUGGAGGCAGCUGCAACUGGCGAAUCAGCAAGGCUAAGGGCUGCUGCAGAAACUCUUAAAGGAGAGCUUGCACACCUUAAAGAGGAGAAUGAAAAGGAAAAGGAGACUUGGGAAGCUUCAUGUGAUGCCCUUAAAUCUAAACUGGAAACUGCUGAAAGCAAUUACUUACAGGCCGAAAUCGAAGUGGCUAAAAUGAGAAGUCAGCUGGGAUCUGAAAUGUCCAUGCAGACCCAGAUGCUAAGCACAAAAGAUGCUGAACUCAAAGGUGCAAGAGAAGAGAUCAACCGUCUCCAAAGUGAAUUUUCUUCUUACAAGAUCCGUGCUCACGCACUUCUGCAAAAGAAGGACAUGGAGCUGGCUGCAGCUAACGACUCUGAACAGAUAAAAUCUCUUGAGGAAGCUCUAAAGGAAGCUGAAAAAGAAGUAUAUUUGGUAUCUGCAGAGAGGGAUAGGGCACAGCAAGAUCUUCAGGGUGCUUUGGCUAGUCUUGAGAAAGAACUUGACGAAAGAGCUGGAGUACUUAAAGAUGCCAGGGAGCAGAUUAAAAGUCUUGAAUUGAAGCUCGAGUCCACCGUUGCUCGCAAUCAGGCAGAGAAACAAGCAUGGGAAGAAGACCUUCGGGUUUUAGAAGAAACUUGGCGACGAAGAUGUGAAGCUUUAACUGCUCAAAAUGAAGCCUCCUCUGCAGAGGGUGUAGAAAAAGAACUAGAAGAUGCCAAACAGCGGAAUAAACGACUGAAGGAGGAGCAUGAAUCAGUACGUGAGCUUGCAGAUAGACUCAUUGAGGAGAAGGAUCAAGAGAUAUCCAGACUUGUGGAUGAGAAUAAAAAUCUUCGAAAAUCUAUAGAAGCAAAACCAGUAGUUCACCACUAUGGGAACAACAACACAGAGCCCCAACAGCAGGAUGUAUCUAACUUGAGUACUUCUGCAGCAGAGCACCAGAUUCUGGUAGGACUUUGUAAUAUAUUGGCAAGGCAACAAGCUCAGAGAGAAGAAGAGUUGGCACAGACUCAGCGCCAUAUUUUAGCUCUUCAGGAGGAAAUAGAGGAGCUUGAGCGCGAAAACCGUCUGCAUAGUCAACAGGAAGCUAUGCUAAAGACGGAGUUGAGGGAGAUGGAAAGAAACCAGAAGAGAGAAGGUGUAGAUAUGACAUACCUAAAGAAUGUGAUACUAAAACUGUUAGAAACAGGUGAAGUAGAGGCUUUACUACCAGUAGUGGGGAUGUUGCUUCAGUUCAGCCCAGAGGAGAUCCGCAAGUGUCAGGAAGCCUACCAUAGCUCCACAACAACUACAACGACAACAACUACAGAGGCGACUCCAGGUCCGGCAAGUGAGGGUUCAGGUCUAUCACUCUUCUCAAGGUUCUCGUUUUCCUAGUAGGGGAGCGGAGGGGAGCUACCACAUUCUUUUGGGCCAAGAUACAUAUGAGUUGUGUUUGAAGUCCUUCGUUUUUGUGUAAUGAAUGUUAAAGUGAAAUAACAAUUUUGUCUAGAUGUUGUUUAUUGUAAAGAAAAGAAGCACCAGUAAGUUGAGUUGGGCCAUGAAUGGAGUAAUAUUAUUAUUUCAAGCGAAA
Molecule: messenger RNA, 2718 nt
Organism: Capsella rubella
Lineage: Eukaryota; Viridiplantae; Streptophyta; Magnoliopsida; Brassicales; Brassicaceae
Product: protein GRIP
Exons: 22
Coding region: 189-2522 (777 amino acids)
Biological process (GO): reciprocal meiotic recombination
Source: RefSeq, a predicted model, not a curated record